Messenger RNA from Cylas formicarius (sweet potato weevil), 948 nucleotides. Its product is annotated as PSME3-interacting protein. Bases 99 to 842 code for a protein of 247 amino acids. Gene Ontology annotation, cellular component: nucleus. The record is from RefSeq and is a predicted model, not a curated record. The transcript has 3 exons. Lineage: Eukaryota; Metazoa; Arthropoda; Insecta; Coleoptera; Brentidae.
UAAAAACAAAAGAAGAAAGAAUUUUCCGUGACAUCUAAAACUGUGCUAGUACUAUAAGUUUUUUUGUUAAUAUUUUGUAGUAUUUUUUUCAUUCCAUCAUGAGUUCGGGCUUUAUAACCGCAACAGAACUUGCUGACAUUCGUAAAAAACGUCAAGAAGAAUGGGAAAAAGUUAGAAAACCCACUGAUCCUUUAGAACGACCGGAAGUUCCUCAAGAUAACAGAAGCUUGUUCGAAAGGCUACAGGAACAAAAACAAAAACGAGAUUUGGAAUAUGAAGAAGCACAUAAAUUAAAGAAUAUGAUCAAAGGUCUUGAUGAUGAUGAAAUAGAAUUUCUAGAUUUAGUAGACAGAACUAAAAUUGCGGCAGAUCGAAAAAAAGAAUUGGAGGAAGAAAGGGAGCUUACAGAUUAUCGUAAUCGUGUUGCGAUUUUACAAGAAAAAUGCAUUGAAGAACGUCUUCAGUCAGAAAUAGCAAUAAAUAAGCCAAAAAUAGUACCAAACAACAAAUAUUCCCAACAAAAGUUAUUACAGGGAAUAGUAGUGAAGAAAACAUUGACCAUGAAGAGAAAAAUAAGUAAUGAAGAAAAUGAUACUAACUGCAGUAUGGAAAAGCAAAUUAAACAGCAGAAAUCAGAUGAAAAAACACAAAACUCAAGUAAAGAGACAGUAAAUACUUCGGCAUUAGAAUGCGUAGCAAUUUUGCCAGGAUUGGGAUGUUAUGGCGACUCUUCAUCAGAUGAAAAUAGUUCGGAUUCAGAGUCGUCUGAAGUAGAGACUACUCCUAAAAAAGAUCUCCUAGGACGUAAAUUGCAAGCAGCCCCCGAAAAAACAGAAAAGUGAUAUUUUAUGUUUAAAGCUUAUGCAUGUAUAUUGGUUUAGGUUAUUAUUUAGGUUAUAUUAAAAAAUCUAACUUCAUAUCAUUUUAUUUUGAUGCAUAUUUUAAAAC